Geosmithia morbida is the source of this 3909-nucleotide messenger RNA. RefSeq names its product 5-oxoprolinase (ATP-hydrolysing). The record is from RefSeq and is a predicted model, not a curated record. Gene Ontology annotation, biological process: glutathione metabolic process. Gene Ontology annotation, molecular function: 5-oxoprolinase (ATP-hydrolyzing) activity. The transcript is spliced from 5 exons. NCBI's taxonomy places the organism in Eukaryota, Fungi, Ascomycota, Sordariomycetes, Hypocreales, Bionectriaceae. Gene Ontology annotation, cellular component: cytosol. The coding region runs from base 1 to 3909 and encodes 1302 amino acids.
AUGGCACCUUGUGAAGAUCGCUCGAUGGACAGUAACGACAUCGACAUCGCCAUCGACCGGGGUGGCACGUUCUGCGAUGUGAUUGCGACCGUCGGAGAUCAGAGCCCAUACGUCUUCAAGAUUCUAUCCGAGGACCCGGGAAACUACAGCGAUGCACCGACGGAGGCUAUCCGCCGCGUUCUCGAACGGGCACAAGGCCGGUCCAUUCCCCGAGGCGAAAAGCUGGAUGGCUCGAGAAUCGGUGCGUUCGAGAGAAGGAGCAGUCUGAUAUGGCCCAAGCCUGUUUCGAGCUUCGUCCUAAUAUCAACAGCGUCAUGUCGCAUAGGCACGACGGUCGCCACCAACGCCUUGCUGGAACAGAAGGGUGAGAGGUUCGCAUUCGUGGCAACCAAGGGAUUCAAGGAUGUGUGCAUCAUCGGCGACCAGACACGGCCCGACAUCUUCGCACUGCGCGUGGAGAAGGCCAAGGCGCUCCACGACAGGGUCAUCGAAGUGGACGAGCGCAUCACCAUCGAGGACUACGACCUGAACCCGUCUCCUCUGGACAAGUCGUCCGCGGCCGUCGAUGCCGACCCCGGUCUCCGGAGGACAGAGAGCGGCGAGGUGGUCCGCGUCUUGAAGGCGGUCGACACGGCCCAGGUGCGCGGGCAGCUGCUGUCACUCCGUUCGGAAGGCUAUACAUCCCUCGCAAUCUCGUUCCUGCACUCGUAUCUGUACCCGGACCACGAGCGGAUCGUGGAGGGGAUCGCGCGGGAUGUUGGCUUCCGGUACGUCUCCAUCUCGAGCGACACGAGCCGAACGAUCAAGUACCUGCGGCGCAGCACGUCGGUCUGUUCCGAGGCGUACCUCUAUCCCGUCAUAAGACGGUACAUUGAGGGUUUCGAGACCGGGUUCGAUGUGCUCCCCCGACGCACAGAGUUCAUGUGCUCGGAUGGCGGGCUCAAGCAGGCCGCCAGGUUUGGUGGGAACGAGGCCCUGGUCAGCGGGCCCGCGGGUGGUGUCGUGGGCGUCGCCAGAUCCUGCUACUUUGGUGAGUCGGCCGACCCCCUCAUCGGCCUCGACAUGGGCGGCACGAGCACCGACGUCUGCCGCUUCGACGGCCACUACGACUACCUCACAGAGUCACGCAUCGCCAACCGCACCCUCAACGUCCCCAUGCUCAAUAUCCAGACCGUCGCUGCGGGAGGGGGGUCCAUCCUCUUUGCACGCAACGGGCUGCUCGUCGUAGGCCCCGAGAGCGCCGGUGCCUAUCCUGGCCCGGCCAGCUACCGGAACGGCGGGCCGCUGACCGUCACGGACGCGAACCUGUUCCUGAACCGCCUCGACGUGACGUCGUUCCCAUCCGUCUUCGGCCCAGGUUCCAACGAGCCUCUCGACCUAGAAAUCGUCAAGGAAAAGUUUCGGGUUAUUGCUGACGACUUCAAUGCCCAGACGUCACAGCAUCUGACGCCAGAGGAGGUGGCUUGCGGAUUCAUCAAUGUUGCCAAUGAGACCAUGAGCAGGCCCAUCCGAAAUGCCACAGAGGCGAGGGGAUACGCGCCCGAGAAGCACAACCUUGUCAGCUUUGGCGGAGCAGGCGGCCAGCAUGCCUGCGCGAUUGCCGACAGGCUCGGGAUCCGACGCAUAUUAAUCCACAAGUGGUCAUCCUUGCUGUCCGCAUACGGCAUCUCCCAGUCGCAGCUACGGUCCAAGGCAUCGGAGCCCCACGCGGCCGACUUCUCCCUUUCCGAACUCCCUCGGAUCAGACGGGUCCUUGACCGGCUCAGAUGCCAGGUCCAGGAAGAUCUCGUCUCGCAGGGAGCUUCCAAGGAGACGCUUACCUUUGACGAGGUGCUGGGCCUGCACUACUUUGGCACCGACACGAUCCUUUCCAUCCUACGGCCAGACGACGACGACUACGGCAAGGCGUUCAGGACCGAGCAUCUGCGCGAGUUCGCCUUCAACCUCGACCGCAGAAUAAUAAUUGAUUCCAUCACGGUGCGCGGUUCCGGCACCGCCGGUAAGGGCGGUGCCGUUGCGCCGCCGACGCAGGACCUGGCCGCAGCGCAGACGAGGCAGACGCCGGCCAAAGCCUCCAAGGUGCAGACCCUGUACAUCGAUGGCGCCUGGAGAGAUAGCGGCGUGUACAGGCUAGCCGAUGUCGAGCGAGGUACCUUCGUCGACGGACCGGCGCUCAUCCUCGACGAGACGCAGACCAUCGUCGUGGAAGCCCGGUUCCGAGCCUACAUCUUGCCGGACCACGUCAUCAUCGACAGGGUCGAGCCCGGGGGGUCCUCGACGUCGGAAUCGGCCGGCGACGACACCUUCAGUCCCAUCCAGCUCUCCGUCUUCGCCCACAGGUUCAUGUCGAUUGCCGAGCAGAUGGGCAGCACGCUCCAGCGGACAGCCAUCUCCACGAGCAUCAGGGAGCGGCUCGACUUCUCCUGCGCAAUCUUCUCGUCCGACGGACAGUUGGUAGCCAACGCGCCUCACAUCCCCAUCCAUCUCGGGAGCAUGCAGCUGGCCAUCCAGGCACAGCACAAGCUGUGGAGAGGCAAGCUCCAGCCGGGCGAUGUGCUCAUGUCGAACCACCCCGAGUGGGGGGGCACGCAUCUGCCGGAUAUCACCGUCAUCACGCCCAUCUUCGUCGACGGUCAAGUCGCCUUCUACACGGCUAGCCGGGGUCACCACACAGAUAUCGGUGGCAAGGGCAUCACGUCGAUGAUGCCCGACUCCAAGGAGCUGUGGGAGGAGGGCCUCAACGUCACGUCCAUGAAGAUCGUCAGCGGAGGCGAGUUCCUCGAGGACGAGGUCCGCCGGGCCUUUGAGCUUGCCGGCAGCUUCCCGGGGUGCAGCCCCACCCGACGCUUCCAGGACAAUGUGUCGGACCUGAAGGCCCAGAUAUCCUCGAACCAGCGCGGCCUGAAGCUCCUCGGCCGGCUCUGCGACGAGUUCUCGCUGCCGACCGUGCAGAGGUACAUGGGCGGGAUCCAGCUCAACGCCGAGGCUGCGGUGCGCAGGUUCCUCCGCGACGUGGCGGCGCAGCACCCCGACGGACUGGGGGCCGAGGACGUAUUCGACAACGGGACCAAGAUCAAGCUCGGCAUCACGGUCGACGCCGAGACUGGAUCUGCCGUGUUCAACUUUGACGGUACCGGCCCGCAGUGCUGGAGCAACAUCAACUGCCCCAUCUCGAUCGCUCACUCGGCCGUCAUCUACACGCUACGCUGCCUCAUAGACAUGGACAUACCGCUGAACCAGGGAUGCCUGGCUCCGGUGGAGAUACGGGUGCCCAAGGGCUCGGUGCUGAACCCGCAGCCGUCGGUGGCCGUCUGCGGCAGCACCCUGGCCAGCCAGCGGGUGAUCGACGUGAUCCUGCGGGCCUUCCACUGCGUCGCCGCCUUCCAGGGCUGCGCCAGCAGCUUCGGCUGGGGCAUCGGCGGACGGAACCCGGACACGGGCAAGAUCGAGCCGGGCUGGAACUACGGCGAGUCCAUCGGCGGCGGGACGGGCGCCGGACCCGGCUGGCACGGCGAGCACGCAACUCACGUGCAUUCCACCAACACACGCAUCACGGAUGCGGAGGUGGUCGAGAAGCGCACGCCCGUCCUGGUGCGGCGGCACGAGAUCAAUCGCGGCUCGGGCGGCAGAGGCAGGUGGAAUGGCGGAGACGGCAUCACGCGCGAGAUCGAGGCGAGGAUCCCGAUGAGGUCGAGCAUCCUCUCCGAGAGGAGGGUCUUUGCGCCGUACGGAGUCGACGGCGGCCAGCCGGGCAAUGUAGGUGAGAAUGCCGUCUUCCGUCGCAAUGCAGAGGGUGGCCUGGACAAGAUCAACCUCGGUAGCCAAGCUGUUGUCGAUCUCCGGCCCGGAGAACUGAUGCAGAUCAAGACGCCGGGGGGAGGGGGCUGGGGAGUUCCCCUCGGGUCAUGA